AGUCUUAAAAUUUUCUUAAGUAUUGCCAUUGUUGGUUGCCCGAUAUUAGAUUGACAGAAUUGUGACUCAUUCUUAGAAAGCUGUCAUUUAAAUCUAUUACUUAGUCAUGCUAGCUGAGGAACUGGCUUACUUUUAUUUUAUUCUUGUUUAGUUUAAAAUUUUUUGUUUUCCUUUCUAUUUUAAUAUUUGAUUUUUUUUUCAUUUGGACUAGGAAUACUUCUGAGACGUUUGCUGCAGCUUCAUAGGUCAAAGUAAGCUGGGGGAAAGGAGGAAAGAUGAUACAGAUACAGGGUUACACAUGAAUGCUGACUGUUUGUGGGGUUAGGGGGACCUUUAGAAGCCUAUGUGAUUUUGGAGUAUGUUGGUUAUGGCAUGAUAGAUAUCGAUUAUAGCUUGUCACUUGAAAUUAAAAUUUAAAAUAAUUUAUGGUAGUGAAUUAUUAAAGAAUAAAUUACUUCAUUUAAAAUUUUCACUAUGCUAAGAUGAUAAAGCUGAUGAUUAAAACCUAAGAUAAAAGAUAAUUAAAACCUGAGGGGGAUAAAGAAGGAAGGAGGGAUGGAUGAAAAAUAAAAGAGUUUGGUGAUACAGAUGACACAAGGAGAUAAAUUUUAGCAGUAGUUGUUUAUGCUAAUGUCAUAUUCCCAGCUCCAGCCCUUACUAAGUGUGUUACUUUGAGCAUUCACAUGCCUCAUGAGCCUCAAUCUUUUUGGCUAUAACACAAUCAUAAGAAAGGUCACCUUUUUUAACUCACAGUGUUGUGAAGACUAAUCAGGUAAUAUAAAUGAAAUUACUUUAUAAAAUUAAGGUACAAUCAACUGCUGUUAUAAAUACUAGGAUAAUAUGUGAGUCUCAACAUGUAAAUAGCUCAAACUAGACUAAAAAAAAAAAAUUCUAGCUUUCCCUUUCUGCGCAUAAUGGAAUAACAUAUACCAGACUUGCCCUCUACCUGUGAACAGCUAGAAAACUGGACAAAAAUAUUUGAAACUACUGUUUUCUGACAUUAGAAAACAUGCAGUACAGGUGUGUGUUCUCUGAAUGAAUGGAAACAAAUGAGUUGUACAAAAGCCUCAGCAUUCUGCCUGAUAUCACUUUCCAGGCCCUGCAUAGGAAGAAGGAAACCAAGGAAAGGAUGGCAGUCUCUGUAUAGAAGUCACUGAGAUCAUAUUUUGGGAAGGAAGGCUGUGGUAGCCUCAGUUUGUAAGGCACAGCACCAGAGUUGUAGGAGCUACACAGAGAAGCUCCAGGACUCUGCAGGGUGUUUCACUGAGUCUUUUGUUCUGUGCUAAGGUGCACAUGCAUAGAGUGAAAUGCCACAAGGGUAGACUAAAUGCAAUUAUUGGGGAGAUGUAAGUUAAAAAUUCCCAGAACUUACAUGUGACAGAGAGACAUUUGAGUUUUGACUACCAGAGUGGCAAGACAUUACUGAAAAUCUUGGGCAUUCAGUAGAUACCCCAGAGUUGUGCCUUUGAAUAGGGCUAAAAGAACUCUAGAGUAGAGGUUGCUCUGGACCGCCAAUAACAAUUUAAAAAUAACCUGAAAAGGAUCAAACUGAUUGGCAAGUAGGUUAACAUCCUGCCAAAUUCAACACUCUUUAAAUGCAGAAAACAAAAUCCAAAAUUUUAAGAACAUAACUUUUAUGGUGUCUGGUUCCCAGUAAAAAUUAUGACAUGCAAACAAGCAGGAAUAUAUGAGAAAGAAAAUCAGUCAAUAGAAACCAACUCAAAUUAGGGAGAUAAGUGAAGUAGCUGACAAGGGCUUUAAAACAACUAUAGCAAAUAUGUGCAACUAUGUAAUGGAAAGCAUGAGCAUAAUGAGGAGAGAAACGAAUGACAUUUAAAAAAGAAAAAGGGAACUUUAGAGCUGCAAUGCAGUGUAGAAAUGCAGUAUCUGAAUGGAAAAUCCACCAAGGGAUUGUCAGCUGAUCAGCCACCGCAGAAGAAAAGAAGCAUGACUUAAAGAUAGUGCAAUUUGUAUAGAAACUAUACAAAUUGAGGUACAAUAAAAGGCCAGAUCCUCAGUGAGCUGAGAAAUAUUCAAAGUGAUCUAACAUACGUGUAAUUGGAGUAUCUGAAAAGGGCAGGGGAGAGGAGCCAGAAAAUGUAUAUUUGAAGGAAUAAUGAUUUAAUUUUUAACAAACGGGAUGAAAACUAUAAUUUCUAAAUCUAAGAAGACAAACUCCAAGCAGGAUAAUUGAAAGGAAAACCAUUUUAUGGCAUAUUGUAUUCAAUUUGUUGAGAACCAAUGAUAAUGUAAAGCUCAAAAGGACCCAGAGAAAAAAAGAAACAUUAAAUACAGAGGUACUAAGAUAAGAAUUACUGAUUUCUUGUCAGAAAUAAUGCAAGCCAAGUAAGGAAUGGAAUGAUAACUUUAACAUGCUUUAAAAAAGUUAAUGUAGGAUUCUAUGUCAAGUGAAAAUGUCCUUCAAAAAUGAAAGCAGAUUAAAGAAUUUUUUGGACAAAUAAAAGCACAGAGAAUUUUUUUCCAGCAGACCUGAAUCACAAGAAAUGUUAAAGGAAGUCCUUCUAGAGGAAGAAAACUGAUACCAGUAUAAACCCAGUUCCAUACAAAUGAAUGAAGAAUGCCAGAAAUGGAAAGUGCUUGUGUCUAUCGGGGUUCCUUGUUGGCGGAUGCCACCAUUUGGAAGCCCGAUUCAUGCCAGAACUGCCGUUGCCAUGGUGAUAUCGUUAUCUGCAAACCUGCUGUUUGCAGAAACCCUCAGUGUGCCUUUGAGAAGGGGGAAGUGCUUCAAAUACCCGCCAACCAAUGCUGCCCUGAGUGUGUGCCGAGGACUCCUGGAUCUUGCCAUCAUGAAAAGAAAAUUCACGCACAUGGGACAGAGUGGGCCUCCUCCCCAUGCAGUGUGUGCUCUUGCACUCAUGGGAAAGUCCGAUGCACCCCCCGACCAUGCCCACCGCUGUUAUGUGGACACCAGGAGCUGGAAUUCAUCCCUGAAGGAAGCUGCUGUCCAGUCUGUGUGGGCCCUGGGAAACCCUGCUCCCACGGAGCCCGUGUGUUUCAGGAUGGGGAGGACUGGCCAUUGAGUCGGUGCGCCAAGUGUGUGUGUAGAAAUGGGGUCGCCCAGUGCUUCACAGCUCAGUGUCAGCCUCUGUUUUGUAACCAGGAUGAAACUGUAGUCCGAGUCCCUGGAAAAUGUUGCCCACAGUGCUCUUCGCGAUCCUGCUCUGCAGCCGGCCGAGUCUACGAGCAUGGUGAGCAGUGGAGUGAAAAUGCCUGCACCACGUGUAUAUGUGACCGGGGUGAGGUCAGGUGCCACAAACAGGCCUGCCCUCCAUUAAGAUGUGAAAAGGGUCAGAGAAGGGCUCAGCGUCACGGGCAGUGCUGUGAGGACUGUGUGUCUCCUGCUGGCAGCUGCUUGCACGGGGGGCUUGUGCGGUACCAGGAUGAAAUGUGGAAGGGCUUGGCCUGUGAGUUCUGCACGUGUGACCGUGGCCAAGUGACCUGCCGGACCGGAGAGUGUGCCAAAGUGGAGUGUGCCCGGGGUGAAGAAUUAAUUCACUUAGAUGGAAAAUGCUGUCCUGAAUGCAUUUCAAGGAAUGGUUAUUGUAUAUAUGAAGAAAAUGCAGAAUUUAUGUCCUCAAAUGUGAGUAAAGUUAAACAUAUUCCAGAGGGGGAGAAGUGGGAGGAUGGCCCUUGCCAGGUGUGUGAGUGCCGGGGGGCUCAGGUAACUUGCUACGAGCCCUCUUGUCCUCCGUGUCCGGUGGCCACACUAGCUCAGGUGGUGAAGGGACAGUGCUGUCCAGAGUGCACAUCAGUUCAUUGCCACCCAGACUGCUUGACCUGCUCUCAGUCUCCGGACCACUGUGACCUCUGUCAGGACCCCACAAAGUUGCUGCGAAACGGACAGUGUGUGCACAGCUGUGGUCUGGGAUUUUACCAAGCCGGUGCUCUCUGUUUAGCCUGCCAGCCUCAGUGCUCCACGUGCACCAGUGGGCUGGAGUGCGCGUCCUGCCAGCCUCCCCUGCUGAUGCAGCAUGGCCAGUGCGUGUCCCCCUGUGGGAACGGCUUCUACCAAGACCACCACUCCUGUGCAGCUUGCCAUGAGUCCUGUGCGGCCUGCUGGGGUCCCACAGAGAAGCACUGCUUGGCCUGCAGAGACCCCCUCCAAGUGCUGAGAGAGGGCGGCUGUGAGAGCAGCUGUGGCGAUGGGUUUUACAACAAGCAGGGGACCUGCAGUGCUUGUGAUCAAUCCUGUAAGAGUUGUGGCCCCCAUAGUCCCAGAUGUCUUACCUGUGCUGAGAAGACCGUGUUGCAUGAUGGGAAAUGCAUUUCUGAAUGCCCCGGUGGGUACUAUGCUGAAGCCACUGGCAGAUGCAAAGUGUGUCACCACUCGUGUGCCAGCUGCUCAGGACCCACGGCCUCUCACUGUACCGCCUGCACCCACCCCCAGGCCCUGCGCCAAGGCCACUGUCUGCCCAGCUGUGGAGAGGGCUUCUACCCUGACCAUGGGGUCUGCAGAGCCUGUCAUCCCUCUUGCCUGACUUGUGUGGGUCCAGAGCCCUCUCACUGCACCCAGUGUAAGAAGCCAGAGGAAGGACUGCACGUUGAGCAGGUGUCUGGGGCAAACAUGGCCUCUGGCGAGUGUGUGUCCCAGUGCAGAGCCCAGUUUUACUUGGAGAACACUGGGCUAUGUGAAGCUUGCCACCAAUCCUGUUUUGAGUGUGCAGGGAAGAGCCCACAUAACUGCACCGCCUGCUGGCCUUCCCACAAGCUGUUGGAUGGGCAGUGUCUCUCCCAGUGCCCAGAUGGGUACUUUAACCUGGAAGGCAGUUGUACAGAGUGCCACCCCGCCUGCAGGCAGUGCCACGGCCCAUCGGAAUCUGACUGCAUCUCCUGUCACCCUCAUGUUACUCUGUCUGGCAGGAGCUGCAGGACCAGCUGUAAAGAGGAGCAGUUCCUCAACCUCGUGGGCUACUGUGCUGACUGCCAUCCUCUGUGCCAGUACUGUGUAGCUGCCCUCCAUAACACUGGGAGCGUCUGCCUGAGGUGCCAGAAUGCCCGGUACCUGCUGCUAGGGGACCACUGUGUUCCCAAUUGCCCUUCUGGAUACUUCACAGAGAGAGGAGCUUGUAAAAAAUGUCACUCCUCCUGCAGAACCUGCCAGGGCAGAGGGCCCUUCUCCUGCUCCUCAUGUGACACCGACCUUGUUCUGUCCCAUCUUGGCUCCUGCAGCACCGCCUGCUUCCCCGGGCACUAUCUCGAUGACAACCAUGCUUGUCAGUCAUGUGACACGCAUUGUAGAAGCUGUGAUUCGCAGGCCAGCUGUACCUCCUGCCGAGAUCCAAACAAGGUCCUGCUCUUUGGAGACUGUCAGCAUGAGAGCUGUGCCCCACAGUACUAUCUUGACUUCUCCACCAAGACAUGCAAAGAGUGUGAUUGGAGUUGCAAUGCAUGCAGUGGGCCUCUGAGGACGGACUGCCUGCAGUGCAUGGAUGGCUACGUUCUCCAGGACGGGGCCUGCGUGGAGCAAUGCUCACCGUCAUUUUACCGGGACCUGGGCCUCUGCAAGAGCUGUGACAGCCAUUGUCUCCAGUGCCAAGGUCCUCGUGAGUGCACCCGCUGUGAAGGGCCAUUUCUUCUCGUGGAAGCCCAGUGUGUGCAGGAAUGUGGGAAGGGGUACUUUGCAGACCAUGCAAACCGCAAAUGCACAGCCUGCCCUCGGGGCUGUUUGCAGUGCAGCCGCAGAGACCGGUGUCACCUCUGUGACCAUGGGUUCUUUCUGAAAAGUGGCCUUUGUGUUUCCAACUGUCUUCCCGGCUUUUCUGACCACUCCUCUAAUGAAACAUGUGCUGGCAAAAUACACACCCCUAGUUUUCAUGUGAAUGGUUCCCUCACCCUUGCAAUUGGUUCCAUGAAGCCACUGGAUUUUUUCCUCCUGAAUGUUCAGGACCAGGAUGGCACGGUCGAAGACCUCCUGUUCCAUGUGGUGAGCGCUCCCACCAACGGUCAGCUCGUGCUCUCAAGGAACGGAAAAGAGGUUCAGCUCGACAAGGCUGGCCACUUUAGCUGGAAAGAUGUGGAGGAGAAAAAAGUGCGUUUUGUGCACAGCAAAGAAAAGCCCAGGAAAGGGUACUUUUCCCUGAAAAUUAGUGACCAGCAGUUUUUCUCUGAGCCACGGCUGAUCAAUAUACAUGCAUUUUCAACACAGGCCCCCUAUGUGCUGAGGAAUGAGGCCCUCCAUAUUAACAGAGGAGAGAGGGGAACCAUCACCACCCAGCUGCUUGACAUCCGGGACAACGACAACCCACAGGACGUGGUGGUCGAAGUGCUCGACCCUCCACUUCAUGGCCAGCUACUCCAAACACUUCAGUCCCCGGCAGCCCCUAUCUAUCAAUUCCGGCUGGAUGAGCUCUCCAGGGGCCUUCUCCAGUACGCUCACGACGGCUCAGAUAGCACUUCUGAUGUCACAGUCUUGCAGGCCAAUGAUGGACACUCCUUCCAAAAUAUACUGUUCCACAUGAGGACCGUGCCCAAGAAUGAUAGAGGUCUUCGACUUGUGGCUAAUUCAAUGGUGUGGGUUCCAGAAGGCGGAAUGCUGCAGAUUACCAACAGAAUCUUACAGGCUGAAUCUCCAGGUGCCAGAGCCUCAGAAAUCAUCUACAAAAUUACACAGGACCACCCCCAAUUUGGGGAGGUGGUCCUUCUGGUUAAUAUGCCUGCAGACAGCCCCGCAGAUGAAGGGCAGCACCUGCCUGAUGGGAGGACAGCAACUCCCACCAGCACGUUCACUCAGCAGGACAUCAAUGAAGGCAUCGUGUGGUACAGGCACUCAGGGGUCCCAGCCCAGAGUGACUCCUUCCGCUUCCAGGUGUCCAGUGCCGCGGAGGCCCACACCCAUCUGGAGAGCCGCAUGUUCAACAUCGCCAUCUUACCCCAGGCUCCGGAAGCGCCCAAACGCUCUCUGGGAGCAUCUCUCCACAUGACCGCCCGGGAGGAUGGCCUGACUGUGAUUCAGCCUCAUUCGCUUUCCUUUGUAAAUUCUGAGCGGCCAAGUGGAAAGAUAGUAUACAAUAUCACUCUACCUCUGCAUCCAAAUCAAGGAAUCAUCGAACGCCAGGACCAGCCUCACUCUCCCAUCCGGUAUUUCACCCAGGAAGACAUUAACCAGGGCAAAAUCAUGUACCGGCCCCCCACUGCAGCCCCGCACCUCCAGGAGAUCAUGGCCUUCUCCUUUGCUGGUCUCCCAGAAUCAGUGAAAUUCCACUUCACAGUUUCGGAUGGAGAGCACACAAGUCCAGAGAUGGCCCUCACCAUUCACUUACUUCGCACUGAUCGGCAGCCACCAGUGUUCCAGGUCACAGCUCCACUGCUUGAGGUCCGCCCAGGAGGCAGCACUGCUAUAGGACUUCAGCUGGUAGUGAGAGAUACAGAGACAGUGCCUGAAGAAGUGCUCUUUGAGCUUCGGAAACCUCCCCGGCACGGCGUGCUUCUUAAGUACACCGCUGGGUCCCGGGGGCCCAUGGCCACAGGUGACACUUUCACAUAUGAGGAUGUAGAGAAAAACGUGCUGCAGUAUCUACACGAUGGCUCCUCUGCCCGGGAGGACAGCAUGGAGAUCUCAGUCACAGAUGGCAUCUCAGCGACAGUGGUGGAUGUGAGGGUGGAAGUGUCCCUGUCCGAGGCCCAGGGGCCUCAGCUGGCUGCUGGCGCCUCUCUGAGCAUCACCGUUGCCAGUAAAAGCACAGCUGUAAUCACUAGGUCACAUCUUGCUUACGUUGAUGAUUCUUCCCCCGACCCAGAGAUCUGGAUUCAGUUAAAUUCUCUGCCCGCGUAUGGUGCCCUCUUAAGAAUCUCAGGACCUGAGGUGGAAGAACUCUCAGAGGUUUCCAAUUUCACAAUGGAAGACAUCAACAACAAGAAAAUUAGGUACUCAGCUGAGUUUGAGACCAGUGGUCAUCUGCUUACUGACAGCUUCCAUUUCUCUGUCUCUGAUAUGGACCACAACCAUCUGGACAAUCAGAGGUUUACCAUCACCAUCACUCCCGUCAAGGAUCCACCCCCAGUUAUUGCUUUUGCUGAUCUUAUCACGGUUGAUGAGGGAGGGCGAGCCCCGCUCUCGUUUCACCAUUUCUUUGCUGCUGACGAUCAGGACAGCCUCCAGGGCAAUGCCGUCAUUAAGCUGAGUGCCCUGCCCAAGUACGGCUGCAUCGAGAACACGGGGACAGGUGAUCGAUUUGGCCCUGGAACUACCAGUGACCUAGAGGCAUCGUUCCCCAUUCAAGAUGUCCUGGAAAACUACAUUUACUACUUUCAAAGUGUUCAUGAAAGCAUUGAGCCAACCCAUGAUAUUUUCAGUUUUUAUGUAAGUGAUGGAAACAGUCGAUCAGAAAUCCACAGCAUCAACAUCACCAUCGAGAGGAAGAACGACGAGCCUCCCAGGAUGACCUUGCGGCCCCUCGCUGUGCGGCUGAGCUCAGGAGUGGUGAUAACCAAUUCUUCUCUGACCCUGCAGGACCUGGACACUCCAGAUAAUGAGCUGGUGUUUGUAUUGACAAAAAAGCCUGGCCACGGUCAUCUACUCCGGAGGCAAACUGCUUCUGAGCCUCUGGAGAAUGGGAGGGUUUUGGCCCAGGGCUCCUCCUUCACCUACCAGGAUAUCCUGGCCGGGCUGGUUGGGUACGUGCCUGGUGGUCCUGGUGUGGCAGUGGAUGAGUUCCGGUUCUCCCUCACUGAUGGCCUCCACAUGGACACGGGGAGGAUGGAGAUAUACAUAGAACUGCCUGCAGGUGACACCCCCCACUUGGCUAUAAACCAAGGCCUCCAGCUCUCAGCAGGGUCCGUAGCACCCAUCACAGAACAGCACUUGAAAGUGACAGAUACUGACUCAGAUGAGCGGCAGGUGAUGUACAUCUUGAAGGAAGAUCCUGGUGCAGGGCGCCUACAGAUGGUAAAGCAUAACAGCCUAGAGCAAAUCUCCAUCAAAGGCCCCAUCCGAAGUUUCACCCAGGCUGACAUCAGCCAAGGCCGUGUAGAAUACAGUCAUGGAAAAGGAGAAUCUGGCGGGAGCUUUGCUUUUAAAUUUGAUGUGGUUGAUGGAGAAGGCAACAAAUUGAUUGGCCAGUCAUUUUCCAUCAGCGUUUUGGAAGACAAAUCCCCACCAGUCAUCACCACCAAUAAAGGGCUGGUCUUAGAUGAAAACUCCAUGAAGAAAAUCACCACCCUGCAGCUCUCUGCCACUGACCAGGAGACGGAGCCUGCAGAACUGAUCUACAGAAUCACCAGAGAGCCCCAGCUGGGCCACCUGGAACACACAGCAUCACCAGGUAUCCAGAUUAGUUCCUUUACUCAAGCUGACCUCACUUCAGGAAACGUUCAGUAUGUCCACUCCAGUGAGACCGAGAAGCAUUCAGAUGCCUUCAGCUUUACGCUCUCAGAUGGAGUCAAUGAGGUGACUCAGACUUUCCACAUUACUCUUCGCCCUGUGGAUGACUCACUGCCCGUUGUACAGAACUUGGGGAUGCGGGUACAGGAGGGUGUAAGGAAGACCAUCACAGAGUUUGAGCUCAAGGCAAUAGAUGCGGACACAGAGGCCGAGUCUGUCACGUUCACGGUUGUGCAGCCCCCACGCCACGGCACCAUCGAGCGCACCACUGACGGACAGCCCUUCCAGCACACCUCCACCUUCACCAUGGAGGACGUCUACCAGAACCGGGUCCGCUACAGCCAUGACGGCAGCAACUCCCUCAAAGACCGGCUCACCUUUACCGUUGCUGAUGGGACAAAUCCCUUCUUUAUUAUUGAGGAAGGAGGAAAAGAGAUCAUAACGGCAGCGCCUCAGCAGUUCUGGAUAGACAUCCUCCCAGUAGAUGAUGGCACCCCUAGAAUUGUUGCCAACCUGGGGCUCCAGUGGCUGGAGUACAUGGAUGGCAAGGCAACCAACCUGAUCACCAAGAAGGAACUGCUGACCGUGGACCCAGACACAGAGGACCCACAGCUUGUCUACGAGAUAACCACGGGCCCCAAGCACGGCCACGUGGAGAACAAGCUGCAGCCUGGCAGAGCUGCUGCUACUUUCACUCAGGAGGACGUGAACUUGGGGUUGGUUCGUUAUGUCUUGCAUGAGGAGAAGAUCCGUGAGAUGAUGGAUAGUUUUCAGUUUCUGGUGAGAGACAGUAAACCCAAUGUGGUCAGCGACAAUGUCUUCCAUAUCCAGUGGUCCCUCAUCAGCUUUAAAUAUACCAGCUACAAUGUCAGUGAGAAAGCGGGGUCCGUCAGCGUCACGGUGCAGAGGACAGGGAACCUGAACCAGUACGCCAUCGUCCUGUGUCGCACGGAGCAAGGCACUGCCAGCUCCAGCUCCAGGGUCAGCUCCCAGCCUGGACAGCAGGACUACGUGGAGUAUGCUGGCCAGGUGCAGUUUGAUGAGCGAGAGGAUACCAAGUCCUGCACCAUCGUCAUCAACGAUGACGAUGUGUUUGAGAACGUUGAGAGUUUCACCGUGGAGCUCAGCAUGCCAGCAUAUGCCCUCCUGGGGGAGUUCACCCAGGCGAAGGUCAUUAUCAAUGACACUGAGGACGAGCCCACGUUAGAGUUUGAUAAGAAGACCUACCGGGUCAACGAGAGCGCUGGCUUUCUGUUUGCACCUAUUGAAAGAAAAGGGGAUUCAAGCAGCAUUGUAUCUGCAAUUUGCUACACGAUUCCUAAGUCAGCUAUGGGAAGUAGCCUCUAUGCUCUAGAAUCGGGCUCUGAUUUUAAAUCUCGAGGGAUGUCUGCUGAGAGUCGUGUGAUAUUCGGGCCUGGUGUCACCAUGUCCACCUGUGAUGUCAUGCUCAUUGAUGACAGCGAGUAUGAAGAGGAAGAAGAGUUUGAGAUUGCCCUGGCAGAUGCUUCCGACAAUGCCCGCAUCGGAAGGGUAGCGUCAGCCAAGGUGCUCAUCACUGGUCCCAAUGAUGCUUCUACUGUGUCCCUGAGCAACACGGCUUUUACUGUCAGCGAGGAUGCAGGAACAGUGAAGAUCCCAGUUAUCCGUCACGGGACUGACCUUUCCACCUUCACAUCUGUCUGGUGUGCAACUCGGCCCUCAGACCCUGCUUCCGCCACUCCAGGAGUGGACUACGUUCCCAGCUCUAGGAAGGUGGAGUUCGGGCCAGGUGUCACUGAGCAGUAUUGCACCUUGACCAUCUUGGAUGACACUCAAUAUCCGGUGAUUGAAGGGCUGGAAACAUUUGUGGUUUUCCUCAGCUCAGCACAAGGGGCCGAACUGACCAAACCCUUCCAGUCUGUCAUUGCCAUUAAUGACACAUUCCAGGACGUGCCCAGCAUGCAGUUUGCCAAGGAUUUGCUCCUAGUGAAGGAGAAGGAGGGUGUCCUGCAUGUGCCCAUCAUUCGGAGCGGGGACCUGAGCUACGAGUCAUCAGUGAGGUGCUACACUCAGGGCCAUUCAGCUCAGGUCAUGGAGGACUUUGAGGAGAGAAGAAAUGCAGACUCUUCACGGAUUACAUUUCUCAAAGGGGAGAAGAUGAAGAACUGUACUGUCUAUAUCCACGAUGACUCCAUGUUUGAGCCUGAGGAACAGUUCAGGGUCUACCUUGGCCAUCCUCUUGGAAACCACUGGAGUGGAGCCAGAGUUGGAAAGAAUAACAUGGCCACCAUCACCAUAUCCAAUGAUGAAGAUGCCCCCACCAUCGAGUUUGAAGAAACUGCAUACCAAGUCCGGGAACCCUCAGGGCCAGAUGCCACGGCCAUUCUGAACAUCAAGGUGAUCCGCAGAGGGGAUCAGAACAGGACAUCCAAGAUUCGCUGUAGCACACGGGACGGGUCAGCCCAGUCUGGCGUGGAUUAUUACCCAAAGAGCCGAGUCUUGAAGUUCAGUCCUGGUGUGGAUCAUAUCUUCUUUAAAGUUGAGAUCCUGUCCAAUGAAGACCGGGAGUGGCAUGAAUCAUUCUCCCUAGUCCUUGGUCCAGAUGACCCAGUGGAAGCAGUUCUUGGCGAUGUGACCACUGCCACAGUGACGAUUCUAGACCAGGAGGCUGCAGGGAGUCUCAUCCUGCCAGCACCACCCAUCGUUGUUACACUUGCUGACUAUGACCACGUGGAAGAGGUUACCAAAGCGGGAGUCAAGAAAUCCCCCUCCCCGGGCUACCCGCUGGUCUGUGUCACCCCCUGUGACCCCCAUUUCCCCAAGUAUGUCGUCAUGAAGGAGCGCUGCGGUGAGGCUGGCAUCAACCAGACGUCUGUGCAGUUCAGCUGGGAAGUGGCCACCCCCACUGAUGGCAACGGGGCCCGGUCUCCCUUUGAGACUGUCACCGACAACACGCCAUUCACCAGUGUCAACCACAUGGUCCUGGACAGCAUUUACUUCAGCCGGAGGUUCCAUGUACGUUGUGUGGCCAAGGCUGUGGACAAAGUGGGCCAUGCGGGGACCCCUUUAAGGAGCAACAUCGUUACCAUCGGAACAGACAGUGCGAUCUGCCACACUCCAGUGGUGGCUGGGACAGCCCGAGGCUUCCAGGCUCAGUCCUUCAUCGCAACGUUGAAAUACCUGGAUGUCAAACACAAGGAGCAUCCCAACAGGAUCCACAUUUCAGUGCAGAUCCCACACCAGGAUGGAAUGCUGCCCCUUAUCUCCACCAUGCCAUUGCACAACUUGCAUUUUCUGCUAUCUGAGUCCAUCUACAGACACCAGCACGUCUGCUCCAAUCUCAUCACCACCCGUGACCUGAGAGGCACCUCAGAGGCAGGGUUCCUGGACGACAGGGUCCACGACAGCACGGCCCUGGGGCCUGGCUAUGAUCGCCCCUUCCAGUUUGACCCCAGCGUGCGGGAGCCCAAGACCAUCCAGCUCUACAAACACCUGAACCUGAAGAGCUGCGUCUGGACGUUUGAUGCCUAUUACGACAUGACGGAGCUAAUUGACAUCUGUGGGGGGUCUGUAACUGCCGACUUCCAGGUGAGAGACUCUGCUCAGUCAUUCCUGACAGUGCACGUGCCUCUCUACGUGUCCUACAUCUAUGUGACAGCCCCCAGGGGCUGGGCCUCCUUGGAGCACCACACGGAGAUGGAGUUUUCCUUCUUCUAUGACACUGUUCUCUGGAGAACAGGAAUCCAGACGGACAGUGUGCUCUCUGCCAGGCUUCAGAUAAUAAGAAUCUACAUUCGAGAGGAUGGACGCCUGGUCAUUGAAUUCAAGACCCACGCCAAAUUCAGAGGGCAGUUUGUGAUGGAGCACCACACCCUCCCUGAUGUGAAAUCAUUCAUACUGACUCCAGACCACCUUGGAGGAAUUGAAUUUGACCUGCAGCUCCUUUGGAGUGCUCAGACUUUUGAUUCUCCUUACCAACUCUGGAGAGCCACAAGCUCUUAUAACAGGAAGGACUACUCCGGGGAGUACACCAUCUACCUGAUCCCUUGCACUGUGCAGCCCACGCAGCCUUGGGUGGACCCAGGAGAAAAGCCUUUGGCGUGCACCGCACAUGCCCCAGAAAGAUUCCUGAUACCCAUUGCAUUCCAGCAGACCAACCGCCCUGUCCCCAUUGUGUAUUCACUCAAUACUGAGUUUCAGCUCUGCAACAAUGAGAAGGUGUUCCUGAUGGAUCCCAACACAUCUGAUAUGUCACUGGCAGAAAUGGAUUACAAAGGGGCCUUCUCCAAAGGUCAAAUCCUCUAUGGCCGAGUACUUUGGAACCCAGAACAAAACCUUAAUUCUGCUUACAAACUCCAGCUGGAGAAGGUCUAUCUUUGUACUGGCAAGGAUGGCUACGUGCCUUUCUUUGACCCCACGGGGACAAUCUACAAUGAAGGGCCACAGUACGGAUGCAUUCAGCCAAACAAACACCUAAAACACAGAUUCCUGCUGCUGGACCGCAGUCAGCCAGAGGUAACUGACAAGUACUUCCACGACGUGCCCUUUGAGGCCCACUUUGCUUCUGAGUUGCCUGAUUUCCACGUGGUCAGUAGCAUGCCAGGCGUGGAUGGAUUUACUCUGAAGGUGGACGCACUGUAUAAGGUGGAAGCAGGACACCAGUGGUAUCUCCAGGUGAUCUACAUCAUUGGCCCUGACACCAUCUCAGGUCCCAGGGUCCAGCGCUCUCUCACGGCCCCUCUGAGGCGCAACCGAAGGGACCUGGUGGACCCCAGUGGCUGGCUGACCCUUGAUGAGUCCCUCAUCUAUGACAAUGAAGGGGACCAAAUCAAGAACGGCACCAAUAUGAAGUCCCUGAAUCUGGAGAUGCAAGAGUCAGCUAUCGCUGCUUCCCUAUCCCAAACUGGGGCGUCUGUCGGCAGCGCCUUCGCUGCCAUCAUGCUCCUACUUGUGGUGUUUUUGGUGGCUUGUUUCAUCACCAGGAAAUGCCAGAAACAGAGGAAGAAGCUGCCCACAGGCGACCUUUUGGAGGAAUACCCUCUGAACACCAAGGUGGAUGUGCCCAAGAGGGGCCCGGACAGGGUGGAGAAGAACGUGGACAGACAGUACUGCACCGUGCGGAACGUCAACAUACUCCGUGAAACCGAGGGCGCUUAUGUGUUCAAAGGUGCUAAAGUAAAAAAAUUGAAUCUGGAAGUCAGAGUUCACAACAAUUUGCAAGACGGAACAGAAGUUUAAUGGAGGAGACCCAUGUGUAUUUUUUUUCUAAAAUCAUUUUUUAUAAAACGGGAAAAUACUGGUAUUUUUAUAAUCUUGCUGAUUGAAAAGGGAAAACUAUAGCUUUGAGUGGCGGAGGCACCCAUCACAUGCAUCGACGCACAACUGAGCUACCUCAUUAAACAAAGAACCACUGAGACCCCAAAGGAUGGAAGUAGUUCUUUCCAUGGAUCCCAUUAACAGUCUCAGCAGUGACAGUUUGUUCCUUCCGUAAGGCUGAUCUUAGAAAGCCAGUGUUUGGUGUUCGGACAGGAGUUAGGUCAGCUGGUAGAGCUGAGAGGGCCGGGGGAUGUACCAGGCAGGUCCCAGAGGAAGAGAGAGAGGGGUGAGGGCCUUUGGAUCCUCCCCCACCUCCAGCUCCCGUCUGCUUGAGCUUCUCCUGGGCCUCCACACAGCAGAGUCCACACUGCUGACGCCCAGAUUCCGCUCAGCACCUGUGUGUUUGCUCGUGUGUCCACCAGAUAGCCUGCUCUGCGUGGCCUCUGAUUGUACUUUAUAUCACCAGCCCUCUUCACCUGGGAGUUCAGAGUGCUCUAGACGAGAGCAUUUCUCCACAACUCACAGGAGACACCUCCACCUCUCCCGUCAGGCAUCAGGCAUGGCAGAACCUCCCUCAUGGAGGGGAGACUGAAACCCGGGGAAAGGAGGGACCUGGCAGGCGCCUCAGUGAUGCCCUGCAUCCUAGGCCCUGGGGGAUGUCCUCGGGCCCUGCCGGUUUACACUGCAGUCAGCACACAUCCAGACAUCCUCCCUGACGAAGGAUGCUGCCAGGCGAGAUCGCUGCACUGUGGCCUUUUUAUUCAGCAUUGCCGUGGAUGCUGGAAACACCUACCACAGUUCCUGCUGCCCCAGGCUUUUCCCAGUCCAAUAAUAGACAAGCCGUGUGCUUUGCUUGCUGUGGGGUUUUCAUUUUGUUAGGGUUUCAGGAAAGUCAGUGAUUCAUCUGAAUAAAGCAAAUUAGGAAAAAGCUCAGGCCAGAGCAAAAUCAGAGUCAAUGGACGCCAACUAGUACUCAUAGCAGAAAAGUAGUAGUACUCACAUAGAAAAGUACCAGUACUCACAGCAGAUAGAGUACUAGCACAGCAGAUCAAGGCACCAUUCCUGGUACAGUAUUUCAGGGAUUUCUUUGGGGGGGUUCUUUUUUGGUAGCUCAGGCACAUAUUUUACCAUAUCAGCACAUGACAAGGCCAUGAACACAUGGCUUUAAAAUGAUUUAGUGUUCAAAUAGCCGCUUAAUGAUGUUGUACGUAGUGUGCGCACUGCUUGCUUUUGUGUUUCAGUUUCGUUUCUGCUGUAUUGGCAAAAACAUAAGCACGCACGUCACGUUGUUUUGAACUGGAGGCACCAUUCCGUUGUUUGGAAGUAAGAGACACAUCCCUCUCCUGAUGUCACUGGACAAGUCACAGAGCAUUCACGUUGUGUAAUAUUUAUAAUAGAAUGACCCUAGCUCUUUGGGAACAUUCCACACUGGAAACACUUCGGUCCUAAAAGCUAGAAAGAAUGAACUGUGAAAGGUUUUAGGCAUCUCUGGCGGACUCCAAGCUCCUUGACAGACGGGCGGUUGUGAGCUGUGCCUUGGGUUCUCCAGCAGUGCCUUGUACACAACAAGCACUCCAGGAAUAUGUGCUAAGUAAACAAAUGAAUGGUAUCGUGGGUGAAUGACAAAGGAAUCAAUUUAGGGAGGGGAGGAGAGAGAGUGUGGAGGCAAUAUCACAAGGACAAGUAGAGAAAAAAAAAAACCAUCUCUUCUACUUGGAUUAUAAAAUAGUCUUCUCAUUGGAGCAAAGAGGCACCAGUUGACGUAGGCGUGAAUCUGGUAGUGGGCUUGAGGAGGACUGAACAGAAAAGCUGUAAUAAUGUAUCAGCAGGAGGUGAGACUGUGACUCAGUCUCCAGCGCAGGACGUUUAGAGGAAAGUCUGACUUAGCAACUUCCAGCUGAGCAUAAAGUUUCCUGGAGAGGAUGAGUUGGAGUGAGUGGGCCCAGAACCUGAUACUCCUGACGGCUCAGGUGCCACUCGAGGCCAGCUUGGGUGUUUAGGGGUGGAGCUUCUGUAUUGGUCUCAUGAACCCUCAGAACUGGUGUCUCAUGACUGGAGAGGUCAUCAGCCGAGUGUGGAAUCCUCUCCAGGACAACCUAGGAAGUUGAGGCUAAUUCUGCAAGGACAGGAAGCCCAUCGCUCACGGAGCAACUUUUGAUUUGGCCUGGUUGUUUAUCGCUGCUCCUAGGUGCCUGAAUGCCUGCGCGUUGAAGCAGCAACUUUCCACUUGACCGAACAGUCUUCUUCCAGUGCCCUUCCAUUCCUACUAAAUAGGGCACGUGGGUGGGCAGAGUGCAAACAGGAGGCAGAACGGGGCCAGUGCGGGAAGGGAUGGAGACUGAUCUCAGAGCUCUCCCAGCAGCCUCCAUGGAAUGGUCUCGAAUGACAAGGGCAGCAUCUCUGAGGACCAUGAGAUACUGAGUUAUCAGUGUGAAAGGAAACCCUCGGAUAUUCCUGCCUCCCUUCCUUUCUACCCUCCACCCCAGCUACAUACAAUCCAUCAAACGCUGAUGCUUCUCUGGUGGACGCUUGCUUGUGAAAUAGAAAUUGCUCAGAGAUGUAAAACUGAGAUUUACUUCUUUGAUACGGAAUUUUUCAUUUCUUUUACGUUUUAGACUUCAUACUAGGAAGCAGAGAAUUUGGUGACCGAUGUGCGAUUAUACUUCAGUCAAAGCUCUCCUUUCAGCUUCUCUAACUUGCUCACGAAGUCCUUGUGUGUGUUUUACUAACCUUUUCUGCCAUGCCUUUAGGUGAGAAGGCACAAAAGACCCUCAGGGGCUGUUAUUUGCUAUCACAUGCUGGCUGUGAAGGUUAAAAGAGAGAACAGUCUGCACCUUUGCCCUUUGAUUGUACUCCAGGCCUCCUGGCAGACUCGCGCAGAUUCUCACGGGUAGAUGCAGAGAGAGUGUUGGAAUGUGUUUGCACAGUCUUACAAUAUUCAGUCUUGGUGUCCCAUAGGUAUUCAUUCUUCUUGGAUACUACACACCUGCCCAGACUUGAGUAAAACAUCCGUGGUGCUGUCAACCUGAUUUCUUGACUCUGAAAUGAUUUUUGUAUUUCCAAUACCAAUUUGUGUGUUAUGAAUUUCUGAUUUCUCCAACAGCAUAUGCCACUAUAUAAAUUUGUAUUAAUAAAUGACGGUCUGGUUGUGGUUUUUUGCUAUGUUCAUCUCAUUAGAUUCUUCAUCUCAUUAACAUAUGAUGGUGCCAGUGAGAUGGCAAAAAUCAUUCUAAAAUUUGAGACAAGUGUUUUGGAGAAAAUCCCUUUGAAAGGGUUGA
Hippopotamus amphibius kiboko is the source of this 17913-nucleotide messenger RNA. RefSeq names its product Fraser extracellular matrix complex subunit 1 (gene FRAS1). The record is from RefSeq and is a predicted model, not a curated record. NCBI's taxonomy places the organism in Eukaryota, Metazoa, Chordata, Mammalia, Artiodactyla, Hippopotamidae. Gene Ontology annotation, biological process: cell communication. The transcript has 74 exons. Gene Ontology annotation, molecular function: protein binding. The coding region runs from base 2579 to 14557 and encodes 3992 amino acids. Gene Ontology annotation, cellular component: membrane.